Messenger RNA from Hibiscus syriacus, 1897 nucleotides. Its product is annotated as ACT domain-containing protein ACR3-like. The transcript has 10 exons. The record is from RefSeq and is a predicted model, not a curated record. Lineage: Eukaryota; Viridiplantae; Streptophyta; Magnoliopsida; Malvales; Malvaceae. Bases 397 to 1746 code for a protein of 449 amino acids.
AAAGCAUUGAUCAAUGAAAGUGGUAUAUUUCAACGUAGAGAACCACAGAAUCUCUCUUUUUAAAAGAUCCAUUCAUUCACCAACUCAAAGAAGAAGAAAGUUUUCUCUUUGGAUUUUCACUUCUGUUCCCACCAUAGAAUGUGAAGAAGAAGAAGCAAAAUUGUAUAUCCUGAAGGUUUUUUCAAAGAUAUUUGUUGCCAGAAUCUGAAUCUGAUUUCCGUCAACCUGGGAUUGCCACAUUAGGCAACCUUAACUACAACCUAAAUCAUCAAAGAAGACCCUUCUUGUUUUCUUCGGAAACGUUUGAUAUAGAACUUGCGAAGCUUGGCUUUUUCAAUUUGAUUGUUCAUAUCAGAUCGAGAAACACAUUCAGAUUAUUGUGAAGCCGCGGUUUAAAUGGCGAAAGUUUGUUGGCCGUACUUUGAUCCUGAGUAUGAGAACCUGAGUGUCAGAAUCAAUCCUCCAAGGGUGUCCGUUGAUAACACGAGUUGCAGCAACUGUACCGUUGUAAAGGUUGACAGCGUGAAUAAACCCGGAAUAUUGCUGGAAGUUGUGCAAAUACUAACAGACCUUGAUUUCAUUAUUACCAAAGCUUAUGUCUCCUCUGAUGGUGGAUGGUUCAUGGAUGUGUUUCACGUCACGGAUCAACACGGGAAAAGGAUCACCGAUGUAAAAACUAUCGAUUAUGUAGAGAGGGUUCUAGGACCUAAAGGCCACACUAUGGAUGGGAUGAAAAACUUCCCCGGAAAAAGUGUUGGGGUUCACUCUUUCGGAAAUCACACGGCAAUAGAAAUCAUUGGAAGGGACAGGCCCGGUCUCUUAUCAGAGAUUUCGGCUGUCCUUGCCAACCUUCACUUCAAUGUUACCGUUGCAGAAGUAUGGACGCAUAAUAGACGAAUAGCAUGUGUGCUCUAUGUUAAUGAUGAUACCACAGGCGGGGCUGUGAAUGAUCCAAACAGAAUGUCUAUUAUGGAGGAGCAGCUUAAGCAUAUCCUACGUGGUUGUGAGGACGAUGACAAUGUUGCUCGUACCAGCUUCUCCAUGGGAUUCACACAUAUCGAUCGUCGGCUUCAUCAAAUGCUGUUUGCAGAUAGGGAUUAUGAAGGUGGUGGAGUGACAUCGGAGUUGGACUAUCCUCCAUCCUUCAGACCAAAGAUAACAAUCGAUCGUUGUGAGGAGAAAGGGUAUUCGGUUGUUAGUGUCCGGUGCAAAGAUCGAGCUAAGCUCAUGUUCGACAUUGUUUGCACACUCACGGACAUGCAAUAUGUAGUUUUUCAUGCUAACAUCUCAUCCUGUGGUCCCCGUGCUUCACAGGAAUAUUUUAUUCGCCACAUGGAUGGCUGCAUACUCGAUACCGAAGGAGAGAAAGAAAGGGUUGUUAAAUGUCUCGAAGCCGCCAUUCAUAGAAGAGUAAGCGAGGGUUUAAGCCUGGAGCUUUGCGCGAAGGACAGAGUCGGUUUGUUGUCCGAAGUAACAAGGAUUCUCCGAGAGAACGGGUUGUCCGUUCUAAGAGCAGGGGUCUCAACGGUCGGGGAGAAAGCAGUGAACGUCUUCUAUGUGAGAAAUGCUUAUGGGAAUCCCGUGGAUGCGAAGACGAUCGAAGCACUACGUGAAGAAAUCGGACACACGAUGAUGCUUAAUGUGAAGAAGGAUCCGGCGAGUAGGAAAGCAGUCGGGGCCGAGAGCAGUGGAUGGGCUAAAACAAGCUUCUUCUUUGGGAACUUACUGGAAAAAUUCUUGGCUUGAGAAGAAGGGUAAAAGACCAACAUCAAUGUGUAUUAGACCACUCCCGAACUGUAUUGAAUAAUGCACGUCAACCAUGGCAAAAGUUUGUUACCCCUACUUUGUUUAAAAUUAAGGCUUAAUUAUAAAAUAAAUGUCCAAACUAUAGUGUUUU